Malus domestica (apple) is the source of this 1900-nucleotide messenger RNA. RefSeq lists its product as uncharacterized. The record is from RefSeq and is a predicted model, not a curated record. NCBI's taxonomy places the organism in Eukaryota, Viridiplantae, Streptophyta, Magnoliopsida, Rosales, Rosaceae.
GUCACAAGGAUUAGGGUUUAAUAUCUCCAUCGUAUUCCCGCAGCUGCCGAGGCGACGCAGAAAGAAAACCCUAGCGUGAUUCAAGAUGGGACACUCGAACGUCUGGAACUCUCACCCCAAGAACUACGGCCCGGGUUCCCGCACUUGCCGAGUGUGUGGAAACCCUCAUGGGUUGAUCCGGAAGUACGCGCUGAUGUGCUGCAGGCAGUGCUUCCGCAGCAACGCCAAGGAGAUUGGCUUCAUCAAGUACCGCUAAAUGGAGAGACUGCCUGAUUCAGAUUGGCCAUCAAGUUGUCUGAAGUAUGGAGCUCGGGAUCGGUUUCAUUGUUGCUGUACCUUUUCAUUUUCUUAUCCAAGACCAUAAUGUAGUAUAAUCUUAAAAGUUUUGACAAUUAGCUGUUGACUGAGCCGUUGUUGAAAUUAUUCGUAGAAUCGAAAUCUUGUUUUCCAGUGGGUAUUUCUCUCUCUCUUUGGUUUUAUCAUUCCUUCGUGGUCUGAGAUUUCAUUUAUCUUUCUAACUUGCUUCACAGGUUUUGAUUAGAUUUCAUUUAUCUUUCUAAGUUGGCUUGAUUCCAUACUCUGUUGUCAUUUUCUUGGUGAAGAAGAAUUUAAAACAAGAUGAGUCAUGUGCAAAGGUUACGCCCAUAAGACGGUCAGUUCAUGGUCAUGCAACUCACUCUCUGUUUGUUUCUCAAGAAAAUUCAAGGAAUUUACUUAAUAUCUUUCAAAAGCUACGUUUUUCCGAUCAUUUUCCUCUCUUUUCUCGGCGACCAAACAAGAAAUUAACCAAUUAACGGGGAAUUCUGUAUUAAUCAACCUAUAACAAACUUAAAAUAAUUGUUUAAGGGUGUUUUUUAUGGAGGCAGAUUGUUUACCCUUCAUAAAAUGUUAACGUGGUUUAACCGUGAUCGUCCAAAUAAAAAUGGAUGGGAAGAGCACUGUACCAUAACAGGAGGGCAGACAAUUUACCUCCGUUUUUUACCGUGCAAAUGGGGCUCUGCCAAAUGCCGCAGACGUGCCCAAAAGCUCACAUUCCACGGUAACCCUUGAACACCGAAGCCUUUAAAUUCCCCCACCCGAGAUUGCUUUCUUUCUCUGCCAGCAAAAACUCUUAAAUGCUCUGCUCUGUUAUUACUUAUUAGAAAGAAAACGCAGUAAAUGAAGCGUCAGUGACACCCACAUUAUCUCUUUUAUCACUCACUCACCACCGCAGAACAAACAACAAAAAAAGCAGUGCAAAAAGAAAGACAUGGGUUCUUCUUCUUCUUCUUAGCGCCGGAAUUCCUGGUGGUGGACUUCGUUGUUGUCUUAAAAUCUUUGGCGCGACGGCAGGCCUGGUAGUUGAGAGACCAAAAAAGAAGUAAAAAAGCACCAUGAAGGCUUCUGGAUUUUGGGUUUUGCCUUUUGUGCUCGGAACAGUUGUAGUGUUCUUUCUCAGUGUCUCCAGCUGCAGAAAUGGCUCCUUAUUUCCGGAUAGUCUCUUCAACGUCCAUGCUGGUGGGCCAAAAACGAUUGUUACAUACAGAAAGCUCAAGGAGAAUGGCUACGCUCCAAGGACACAGAAGAAGGGCAGUGCUGGCAAUGUGCAUCUGGAUGAUUACCGCCCUAUUGAUCCUUCUCCGAGUUCGAAAGCUUCCAUCAAACACGGUCCGAUCGAGCACGGUGCACCUAUAAUCCCGUACAUUCCGAAGCCUUCGCCUCCUGCUCGUCCCAAUCCCGGCGGUACUCCUUAGCCAGCUUUAGACCUGUUCCUUUCAUUACUAGAAUCUUGAUGUUAUCUGCAACUCGGAAGUUGUUUUUACAACCUUCCAUGCAUAUUUUGUGUGUAACGCUCUUGCACAUUUCAGACUACUUGUGUCGUUUUAUCAUCGUAUGAAUUUAUUGUGUCUUAUAACAGAAA